Penicillium egyptiacum is the source of this 4074-nucleotide messenger RNA. Lineage: Eukaryota; Fungi; Ascomycota; Eurotiomycetes; Eurotiales; Aspergillaceae. The record is from the annotation of a GenBank genome assembly.
AUGCGCGAUUUGGUGAAAGCAUAUGAUGGAAAGCUUCCUAAGGGACCGGGCCCGAAUUAUGGAAAAUAUAUCUCCUACCUCCAGGAGCAAGAACAUGGCCUGUCCAUUGACUACUGGACAAAUUACCUCCAAGACGCCAUUCCAUGUGUCCUUCCCAAUAUGAACUACCGGGUUCUGAAUGGGGAAGCCCACCGAGAAAUCAAAAGGCUCGAUUUAGAAAUGGAAAAUCUGGCCAAGCUGCAACGAUUUUGCGCACAGGAAGGCAUCACCAUUUCGAAUAUGUUCCAGCUAGCUUGGGGUCUGACCCUGCGCUGCUUCAUAAAGACGGAUGAUGUCAGUUUUGGCUACCUCUCCGCUGGUCGGGACGUCGCCCUGGAUGAUAUAGAAGACGCGGUCGGUCCUUAUAUUAACAUGAUGAUCUGCCGGAUGGUUCUUGGGGGAGUCAAAACACUGAGAGAAGAACUUCAAUCCCUCCUAGCUAGUUUUGUCAAGAGUCAUGCCCACCAGUAUGCGCCUUUGGGUCAAAUACUUGGCGCCUUGAAACAGCCCGGUCCGCUAUUCAACACCCUCAUCUCUGUGCGAAGACCAUCCUCCGAUGGAGUCACUGACGCCUCACCACUCCGAUUGAAAAAUAUUUGGGAAGUCGACCCAACAGAAUAUAACCUUUCAGCCAACAUCUACGUCUCAAGCGCCUCCAUUCACAUCUCCAUGUCCUACUGGACCGACGUCUGCUCGGACGAACAAGCUGCGUGUUUUGCCAGCACCCUACAGAAGGCACUGAACACUAUCUCUGAGCACACAGACUCCACACCGUCGCAGCUUGAUCUAUUCAGUGAACGAAACUACUCACAGGUACAGAAGUUGAAUGCAAACGCACCCCAAAGGGUAGAGCAGUGCGCACACCACCUCGUUGACCAGCAAACCAAGGUACAGCCCCUGGCGCCCGCUGUGUGUGCCUGGGAUGGUGAUUUCACAUAUGGGGAGCUCGACCACCUCGCGUCUCAGUGGGCCGCGCAUCUGGCUCAAUACGGGGCGGGUCCAGAAAAGCUGAUCCCCGUCCACUUCGAAAAGUCAAAAUGGGCGGUGGUGGCCAUUCUGGCAGUGGUAAAGGCCGGGGCAGCAUUUGUCCUGCUCGAUUCCUCCUUUCCUCUGAAUCGGCUGCGCGAUAUCUGCGAGGAUAUCCAGGCAACGAUUUUGAUCUCGUCCGAGGCUCUGUUUGGCGUGAGCACACAGCUGGCCUCGUCUGUUACUGUAAUUGGAGACAGCACGAGAAGUCCGGGUACUCGAUUUGAGCCUCUAGUUCCAUCGGUCCUACCACCGAACGCACUCUAUGCUGUCUUUACUUCCGGUUCCACAGGCAAGCCCAAGGGAGUGGUUCUCGAGCAUUCAUCGUUUUGCACCAGUGCCAAAGCCCACGGGGCACUCUUUUCGCUCAGCACUUCCUCCAGAGUGUUGCAGUUCUCAUCAUAUGCAUUUGAUGUGAGUAUUUCAGAGCUGUUGACAACGCUGUGCUUCGGCGGCUGCAUAUGUGUCCCGUCGGAGGACGAGCGCCUCAACGACCUCACUGGCGUGGCUAACCGCCUGGCCAUCAACACAACCUUUCUCACUGCAUCUGUCUCGCGCCUCAUGGAACCCGAGCAGGUCCCCAACUUGCACACGGUAGUACUCAUAGGGGAGCCUAUGUCCGAGCAGGAGUUAGACAGGUGGGCGGACCAUUGCACUUUAAUCAAUUCGUACGGGCCGUGCGAAUGCUCCAUCUACACCACCGUACAGCCGCAUGUCAGUCGCCUGACGGACCCGCGCGAUAUCGGGUACGCCAUGCAGAGCCUUCUGUGGAUUGUUGACCAAAAUGAUCACAACCGACUGGCUCCUGUGGGUACCAUUGGUGAGCUGGUGAUUGAGGGGCCAUUGGUGGGAAGGGGGUAUCUAAGGAAUCCUCAAAAGACGGCCGAAGCUUUCAUCCAACCGCCACAGUGGCGAUCGCGCUUCCCCGUCAGUGUGGGCGGGGGCUUUUACAAGUCGGGUGACCUGGUGCGGUACGGGCCGGAAGGUACCAUACACUUCGCGGGUCGCAAGGACUUUCAGGUCAAGAUAAACGGACAGCGUCUGGAGCUAGGGGAAAUUGAACACCACCUGCGGAUAUGCUUGGGACGGUCUAUCGACGUGCUGGUCGACGUCGUGUACUUUAACCAGCCCUCUGACCACCCGACCCUGACGGCCUUCUUCAAAUCACGUAAGGCACGGGCGACGGAAGCCUCUAUCUUCAUGGCGGAUGUCCCUUCGAUGAUUGCGAGCCUGAAAUCCCGCCUCCGGGGCUCUCUCCCUCAAUACAUGGUGCCCCAGGUGUAUAUCCAGCUGGAGGACUUUCCCGCGGGCAAUACCAACAAGAUUGACCGGGCCAAACUUCGUGAGAUGGCACUCAUGAUGCGCCAGAAGGACAUGGCAGGAGAAUCCGAGAAGAAAAGGCAGCCACGUAACGAGGGGGAGAGAAAAAUCCAGAGGCUCGUGGCAAAUGUCCUGAAUCUGUCUCUUGAUCAAGUCGGUCUCGACGACAAUUUCUUCAUGCUCGGCGGCGAUUCCGCCUACGCUAUGAAGCUCGUUUCAGCCGCAAGAGCAGAGGCUCUCCACCUAUCCGUAAAGGAUAUUCUGCUGCAGCCCCUGCUGGAGGGCCUGGUCGGCUCCGAGAACCAGCCCGAGCCGCCUGAUGUCAAUUCCAGUGCGACACCCAUUACGAUGCACACUUGCGGGCUUCUAGACAUCGAAAAUGCCGAGGAAUUUAUACGCGAAACCAUUGCCCCAAAGACCGCCUUUACUGCAGACAAAAUUCUUUAUGUGCUUCCCACGACUGAAUUCCAGGCAGAUAGUAUCCGCAACUGGCCGUUCACCUACUUCCUGGUCACCAUGCAUGGUCCCCUUGACAAAAUGCGUCUUCGGAACGCAUGCAAGAUUUUGAUUGAACGGCAUGAGAUAUACCGCACAGUAUUUGUUGCCGACGGACCCGACAUACUCCAGGUCGUUUUGAAGCAGGUCGAUGUGCCUUUCUUGGAGUUCCCGACUGACAGAGAGAAAGACUUGUCCGCCUUGUGCGAGAGGGUCUGUCGCGCGGACUCGGACCGCGGCGUACCACUAGGACAGCUCCUCACCAAAUUCACCCUCUUUAGUCAGGAAGAUCCAAAUUACCACAUCCUCGCUCUUCGGCUCUCCCACGCACAAUAUGACGGAUAUUGUAUGCCUUUGCUGUAUACGGACCUGGCAGCCAUAUACGAGGACAGGUCACUUGAGCUUGUGACAAAUUUCUCAACUUACGUUCGUCAUCUCAAUGCGCAGGGCCCCUCCAAGGCACGCCACUUCUGGACGGAAACUCUCAAGGGCUGCCCUCAUCCGACAAGCCUGGGCCGACUGUCUCUGGGUACAGCUGAUAAUGCUCAUUAUUCCUUGAUAGAAUUGACCAAGGAGGUAGCGCUCCCCAGCCCGCCCACCACAAUCACAAUUGCAACCCUUAUGAAGGCGGCAGCGGCGCUGCUCUUAAUGCAACUGACGAGUGACACCGACUUGGUCUUUGGCCAGGUAGUAAGUGGGCGCAACAUAGGUCUUGCAGGCGUUGAAAGUAUCCUUGGCGUAUGUGCGAACACUGUGCCUAUUCGCGUUCAAUGUCAGCCAAAGUGGACAGUGUUCGACCUCCUUCAGACUGUGCAAGCCCAGCACAUCGAUGCUCUGGACCACGAGACCCUGGGUCUAGAGGAGAUCCGACAGAACUGUACCGAGUGGCCGGAGGGCACUCAGUUGGGAUGUCUGAUCCAGCAUCAAAAUUUGGACCUUAAACCCAAGUUUUCCCUGUCUGAGGUUAAGUGUACGACCCGGGUGUUUGGUGGCUCGUUCGAGCGAAAGUUCCUGCACAUAUGUACUCUCCCCCGCGGAAACAGGAUGGUAGUCCAGAUCUUCGCGCCAAGUAACCUACUCAGUAAGGCCCAUUGCGAAAGGGUGCUCGAUCAGCUGUGUGAGGCAGCGUUUUGGCUUGCUGCUCACCCUUAUCACUUGCUCUCAGAAGGUCGGAAUCCUUUCAUCACAAAUUGA